Messenger RNA from Symbiodinium pilosum, 648 nucleotides. Lineage: Eukaryota; Dinophyceae; Suessiales; Symbiodiniaceae. The record is from the annotation of a GenBank genome assembly.
AUGGCUCUACGCUUUGUAACGGCGGAGUUAGUGCUGCUCCUGACAGCUUGUGUCGGAGCAAGCUGUCCGCCUUUAGAGCAAGUGCAGAAGGCUGAGGUGGUAGCCACCUACAACGUCUCCAAAGCCCAGGGGAGGUUUUAUGAAGUGUUUGUGAAAGAUGUUGUGGAGGCUCCCUGCACUUGCUUUUUGAAGGACCGGCGUGUUACCUCCAAGAGUUUGCAGGACAGGGAUCAGCUCUACUGCGGCUUUGGGGAGCACAGGGCCUGGUACCAUGCAACAGAAGACAACUACUUUGUGACCGGCCAGAACGCUCGUUUCGACCUCGUAUUUCAGUCGCCACUUAUCCGUAAAGUCCACUUUCCGAACAUUAUCUUGGGUUUCGCGGAGGAUGCCACGGGUGAGUAUGUGUGGCUUGUGGAGUACCAGUGUAUGCAGGCGUUAGGUGUGCAGACCUAUAUGGGCUUCAACAUCUAUCACCGCCGCUGGGACCCACCUGAGGCGGAUGUACUUGCCAUACAAAAGGUCCUUGAGGAAGCAGGUCUUGGUGAAUAUUGGGGCCACAGCAUCAAGCCGAUGGGAGGGCCACAUUGCAACUACACAGCAUCACCUUCCGCAGAUGAGGCAACCGAGACAGUUUUGGUAGUGUAG